This is a messenger RNA of Coregonus clupeaformis (lake whitefish), 2234 nucleotides long. Its product is annotated as vasopressin V2 receptor-like. Gene Ontology annotation, molecular function: vasopressin receptor activity; peptide binding. The record is from RefSeq and is a predicted model, not a curated record. The transcript has 3 exons. Bases 77 to 1222 code for a protein of 381 amino acids. NCBI's taxonomy places the organism in Eukaryota, Metazoa, Chordata, Actinopteri, Salmoniformes, Salmonidae. Gene Ontology annotation, biological process: G protein-coupled receptor signaling pathway; regulation of systemic arterial blood pressure by vasopressin; positive regulation of vasoconstriction. Gene Ontology annotation, cellular component: membrane.
GUCAGUAUUUUAUAAGCAUUAAUUAAUUGUAAUUUCGAAAGUUGCUGGCCCCCUCUUCGCUCUCCAUCAGUAAACCAUGCACCCGUUUAACGGAAGUCUCGGUAACUUCAGUCUGAUGGAUGUUGAGGACACGCCCAGAGAUGAGAACCUGGCCAAAGUAGAGAUCGCGCUGCUCAGCGUUAUCUUCGUCAGCGCGGCUAUCCUGAAUACCUGGAAUUUACUGGUUCUGUGGAAGCGGCGCAAACAGGUCUCCAGGAUGCGUGUCUUCGUGUUCAAUCUGUGCAUCGCAGACCUUGUGGUGGCGUUUUUCCAGGUUUGCCCGCAGCUCAUGUGGGACAUUAUGGACAGGUUCAUCGGACCAGACCUGGUGUGCCGCUUGGUGAAGUAUCUGCAGGUAGUGGGCAUGUUUGCGUCCACCUACAUGAUCGUGGUGAUGACCAUUGACCGCUACCAGGCUAUAUGCAACCCCAUGGUCAAGUUUCAGAGGAGGCACGUGCGCUGGAACAUCCCAGUGUGCCUCGCCUGGACGAUCUCCCUCGUGGGCGGCCUGCCUCAGAUCUUCAUCUUCUCGAGGGUCCAGGUGGCGCCCGGGGUGUUCGACUGCUGGGCGGACUUUAUCCAGCCCUGGGGCCUGAAGACCUACAUCACCUGGACCACGCUGGUCAUCUUUGUCUUGCCCAUUUUGACCGUGGUGGUGUGCCAGGUGCGAAUCUGUCGAGUCACUCAGGUCAACUUUUACCUAAAGACGCAUCAGGAGGGGGGCAGCGGGGUGGCCUUUCCACUGCCCUCCAGAACCAGCAGCGUGGCCGGGAUGUCCAAAGCACGAAUCAAGACCGUGAAGAUGACGGUGGUUAUUGUGCUCGCCUACAUCAUCUGCUGGGCUCCGUUCUUCAUGGUCCAGCUUUGGUCUGUUUGGGACACGGACGCGCCGACGGAAACGGCGACGUUCACCAUACUGAUGCUAUUGGCGAGUCUCAACAGCUGCACAAACCCCUGCAUCUACCUGUUCUUCAGCCGCCAGCUGCCCAAGAAGCAUAGUUUCCGCUCAGCCCAGUCAAAACUGUUCGCUGCUCUGGCACCCCAAUGUCCGUCCGAAGGGAAAGACUCCAUUAAUGAUGAGGCAACAGUGGUCAGCUCGCUCUACAUGAGCUUCAAAAGCAUUUCAGACUCCAAAUGGAGCGCACGGUUUUCAUAUCCCCCGGGUGUGUGGGGAAGCAAGUGACUAGAGGCACGCACGGUCAAUCAGGUAACGGACCGUGAGUCAAGGGCAGCUCUAAUGACGGGCUAUUUCCAUGUUAUUUACUCCCUCGAUAUCAUGGUCAAGAUAUGUCAAGUGAUCCUUCGGGGCGAUUAAAGCACUCACUAUAAUGGAGCCAGAAAUAGGUGUGAUAAUUAUGAGCGGACAGUAGGGUAUGUGCACAAAUACGCGCGAAAUCCUGGGGGGUAAACCACAGCUGAUGGAUGAAGACAGCCCAUUGAUGCUGUAGGCUGGUGCUGGGCGUCACAGGGAGCUAAAUCACGGUUGUAAAACCUCUGGCAGACAACAUAGGAAUGAGAGAAAUUGUGACAAAGGGGUCAUGGUGUGGUCAACAUGUCGAUGGAGUCCAGAUAAUAGAGUAGUUUGGUACCUUUUGUGAAUAAAUGUCAAAAUCUAAUCUAACAAAACCACUGUUAACACCUGCAAACUGUUUGACAAAAUAUUGUAUAGUAGGCCUAUAGAAUGCAUUUACUGCCUGUGAUUAUUGUUAUAUUUAAUAAAUAUAUUGUAAACGAUCAAACUUUCAUCAUCAACAGUGGAGAAGCUGUUUAGUGCUUUUAUGAUGCCAGGCAGAGACAUGGUGAAAUAAUCAUUUACAAAAUAGAAGCUGUGUGUUCACAGAGACAGUCCAAGUUUGAUGUAGCUUUUUAACAAGAUAGGCCUACAAGCCAACUUUAGAGAGACUAGACAGAUUUUUGGAAAACCUUAACAUUGUACAUACAAAAAACGAUGUAUGAAAGUCUUCUCUAAUGUUUAUUUUCUAUGUUGUAAACGGAGAAAGACAGUAAUAAUUUUGUAGUGCAAGCGAUUAUAAAAUAAACAACCCCAUUUUAGUGGGUCAAUAGCUAGGUUUUCAUCCAAUUGGACAGAUUUUCAUGCAAAUUAAUAUGCAAAAACCCGCAUAAAAACAAUAUGCGCAUUUUCGCACCAAAUAUGUGUUUCCAUCAAAUUGUCUUGUUGCAAGAUAAAAAAUAUA